This is a messenger RNA of Rhea pennata, 8997 nucleotides long. RefSeq names its product nuclear receptor subfamily 6 group A member 1 (gene NR6A1). The transcript has 11 exons. Lineage: Eukaryota; Metazoa; Chordata; Aves; Rheiformes; Rheidae. Gene Ontology annotation, cellular component: chromatin. Gene Ontology annotation, molecular function: zinc ion binding; nuclear receptor activity; sequence-specific DNA binding. Gene Ontology annotation, biological process: regulation of DNA-templated transcription. Bases 74 to 1408 code for a protein of 444 amino acids. The record is from RefSeq and is a predicted model, not a curated record.
GCCGCCGCGCCAUGGAUUCUGUCAAGAUCCUUCAACAGAAGGUGAUUCAUCUGCUACUACAGAUGUGGAGCAGAUGAGUUCCUCUUCUCCUGUCCUUCCUAUGAACUCCAUGGGCAAUGAGCGGGUUGAUCAGCGAACCUGCCUUAUCUGUGGAGACAGAGCUACAGGUCUGCACUACGGGAUCAUCUCCUGCGAGGGCUGCAAGGGGUUCUUCAAAAGGAGCAUUUGCAACAAGCGGGUUUACAGAUGCAGCCGGGAGAAGAACUGCGUCAUGUCGCGCAAACAGCGGAACAGAUGCCAGUACUGCCGGCUGCUCAAAUGCCUCCAGAUGGGCAUGAACCGCAAAGCAAUCAGAGAGGAUGGCAUGCCAGGAGGCAGAAACAAAAGUAUUGGACCUGUCCAGAUAUCAGAGGAAGAGAUUGAAAGAAUCAUGUCUGGACAAGAAUUUGAGGGAGAAGCAAACAUGUCAUGGAGCAACAAUGGAGACAGUGACCAUAGUUCUCCUGGAAAUGGAGUUUCUGAGAGCAACCAGCCUUCGCCUGUGUCUACUCCAUCUUCAAGUAGGUCUGUGGAGCUGAAUGGAUUUGCUGCACUCAGGGAUCAGUAUAUUGGGACACCGGUGUCCACGCACUAUCAGUACCUCCCGCACCUUUUUAGCUAUUCUGCUCACUCGGCUCUGAUGCCCCCGCAAACGCGCAGUCUGGACCCCCAGUCGCAUAGUCUGAUCAAUCAGCUGGUGUCAGCUGAGGACUUGGAGCCGCUUGGCACUCCAAUGCUUAUUGAAGACGGGUAUAAAGUGACUCAGGCAGAGCUGUUUGCGUUAUUGUGUCGGCUGGCAGAUGAGUUGCUUUUCAGGCAGAUUGCUUGGAUCAAGAAGCUGCCAUUCUUCUGUGAACUCUCGAUCAAGGACUAUACUUGCCUGCUGAGCUCCACGUGGCAGGAGCUGAUUCUGCUCUCCUCACUGACGGUUUACAGCAAGCAGAUUUUUGGUGACCUUGCUGAUGUAACCUCCAAGUACUCCCCUUCCGACGACGAGCUGCACAGAUUCAGUGAGGAGGGGAUGGAGGUGAUGGAACGGUUGAUCUACCUCUUUCGCAAGUUUAAUCAAUUGAAGGUCAGCAAUGAGGAGUACGCGUGUAUGAAAGCCAUUAACUUCUUAAAUCAAGACAUUAGGGGUCUGACUAAUGCAUCCCAACUGGAACAGUUGAAUAAGCGGUAUUGGUAUGUGUGCCAGGAUUUCACAGAGUACAAAUAUCCACAUCAGCCAAACCGUUUUCCGGAUUUAAUGAUGUGUUUGCCAGAGAUACGAUACAUUGCAGGAAAAAUGGUGAAUGUCCCCUUGGAGCAGCUGCCUCUUCUUUUUAAGGCCGUUCUACAUUCCUGCAAGACAAGUGUGAGCAAAGAGUGAGCCCAAAAUGCCCCAGCCCUGUGCCUUACUCCGGUGCCUCAGGCAGGGAACCGGCUCACGUGGAAAGAAAGGGGGAAAACAUGAUCAAGGCAGUGGGGAAUUGCUGAGACAGGGCAAUGGAUGCCCCUACUGUUGUAGCAAGAAUCUUUUUUGUUUGUUUUUGUUUUUUUUUUUACUCUUUUUCCUAUAUAUUUAUUUCACGACAGAGUUGAAUGUAUGAUCUUCAACACAAUGCACAUGGUUCUGUAGGAAUGCAGCAGAUGCAUUCUCUAGCAGUUUACAGAAUGUGAAGAUGUUUAAUGUUACAGUGUUUGUUAGGGUUAGUUCUUUUAUAUUUUGGGGGCUGGGGACUGAGAUGACUAAGACUACCUCAACGAGAAGAUACUGUUUGCGCACUGCUCUUUCCGUGAUUUGUUUCCAAAAGCAUUUGUCAUAGAGAGCAAACUGCCUCACUUCAUUGAUAGAGCUGUUAGCAUCCCAAAUGGACAAUUUUUGAGAAGUGGAUGUUAGAGAAGUGCCAAGCUUUUUUGCUUUAAGAAAGAAACACAACAAAACAACAAUAACAAAAAAAAAAAAAAAAAAAGAAAAGAAAAGAAAAGAAAAAGGAACGGAGAAGAAGGAAAAGUCUGUCUAGCCAGCUUGUUUCUUUUCCUUUGUCAGUUUUCAGAUGCAGAUGGUAACGCAUGUGGUUCCCUUGAAUUCUGACAUGGAAGAAUUGUAGCAUUGCAAAGCUGAGAAAGGCUCCCAAGCCCUGUUCCCGUCCUGGGGGACGCAGGAGUGUCUCCUGCCCCCAAGCCCAGCCUCACUGGUUGAUCUGCUGUUAUUGCUGCAGAGCCUUUCUAUCAACUGAACAUGUGUUGUUGCCGUUCAGAGCAGGCUCCCAACAGCCCAGCAACAGGGUUCCCUUGUUGGCAGAAACAAAGUGGAUGCAAAUAAUUUCUAAUCACUUCCUUAACAUCCAUUUUAAGUUCACAAAAGCAGGAAAAAACUAAAUAGAGAAGAGGCAGCAUUGCCCCUUUCAGUAUAUUUCCCCCAAGAUGAUACCUGACUGUUGUGGAGAAUUCUGCAUUGCAGCAAUCACUAGCAGCCCAUUUCUGGGAACAGUUAAUUUACCCUGUGGUUAAAUGAAACAUAUGUAACUGCGAUGAGGGACUCUAGUAUCCUCUGUCAUGGCUUUCUCUGCUGGACUCAGGGAAUGCAUGAUUCUCAGUCAUAUUGCACCAGGAUGUAUUACUGCCUAGUGGAAUCCCUUUUUAUCAGGAAAAAAAUGGUAUUAAUACUAUACUUGAUAAACUGUUUCAUCCUAGGUGUUACAAGGCUUGGAUUUUCCACGUAGCAACUCCACACAAUUACACUGCAUGGAGAAAAGGUUUAAUGACUGCUAGGUAGCUGUCUGAGUAAUUGUUCAGCACUGGUGUUUAUCUAAACUCGGGGGUGUUUUCAUGAUCUCCUGCUAGUGGUGGUAGUGGUGAUGGUGUUAGAUGAGACACUGUUUCUCUCAUCUCCUUCAUUAAGAAUUAACUUCCAAAGGCUCAGUCAUUCUUCUAGGCAGCUAUGUUAUCCUGGCUGAUUUUUCUUCCCUGGUCCUUAGUAGUGAAUCUGAUCUUUAUGUAGUGAGUUGGGGGCUAAUCAAGGAAUUUUUGAAUGCUGUUUUUAAACUACUUUGGGAAGCAAGUUCUGUUCCUCCAGGGCAGGAGGAACCAGUUGCUAGCUUUUGUCUUGUCCUGUUAACAGCUGUGUAUGGCAGAGAGUAAGUAUUCCUCAGAAGUACUGAAGCUGCUAUUAGGUCAAAAUGAACGUGACUGGUGGUGAACAGGAGAAAAAUGCCAUUCACCUCAGUCUUUUUUUCUUCCUCCAUGUUACCUACACACCAGAGCAUACUCAUUCGGUAGCAACCCCAAGAGACCUUGCAUCCCACUAGCUUGGCACAUCUCUAGUUAGUCAACAGUUAUUCUAUGUACCAGGUGCUGCCUGCUGCUUUCUGCAGGAGAUCUUGACAGCUCCUUUUAAACUUAACCUGUAAGAACUUGCUGUUGACUAACAACAUAGACCCAAGGCAGCAUUAUGUUCUUUGUAAUUCUGCUUGGGAAUCUUCCAGCUUGAUUGUUUCCCUUUUAGAAAAGUCCACUAGCUGCUCAUUUUUCAUUAUUUAAAUAUGAUGUUACGGGUAACAGCUGCUGGGACCAGCAGCAGUUCAGUUUGAUAUAGCUUCACAAAUCCAAAGUUAGUUCUGUAAAUCUCAUUUACUUUCUGACUGUAAAAUGAGACAAGCACAUAUUUCUCAGGAAAGCCUUCUGCAUACAGUAUAUACCUCAAGUGUAAAUGGGAAGAUUUUAGAAUAUCUGUUUGUAAGUUAGGAAGUAUUUCUCAGCUUUUAACUUUAAUUUUCAAGUAGCUUCAUAUGAUCUUUUUAUUACGGGUUAUCUUCUGGCUUGCUGUUUUCUACACUCAAGGAAAUGUUAACUUGCAUAGGAGUAAUAUUAUUCUACAAUUACUGAAUUAUUAUAAUCUAUUGAUGAGUAAGAGUUUGUUUUAAUUAGUGUACAUAAAAGUGGUCAUCUUAUUGCCAAAUACCCAACAAAAAUCAUCUACAAGUUACUCUGUGUUUAGCCAAAAUAGACUCCCAAGAGUAGUGCUGAACCACCACCACCAACAAAAAGUCUCUAAAUGUAUUUGUGAUGAUGAAUGGACAGGAAUGUUUGACUUCCUAUUGUAUAAACCAAAUUUUAUAAAGGCUGAUUGGCAGCAGAAUCCAUUUACAAAUAACUGAUUUAUUGUAGGGAGUAGAAGAGCUUUGCUAAACUUGCAGGUAAAGUGUGUGUGUGUGUGUGUUUAUAUAUACACACACAUUCCAAACCAGAAUUAACUCAUUGGACAGUCAUUAUUAAUAUCUUCUGCCCCAAGUCCUCUAAUGACUUGUAUUUUUUAAACAGGGUAAAGUGAAUGUGUUGCAUUGCAAACUCAGGUAUUAGGAGAAGGUAGGAAUGUAGAUAGAAAUGUAGAGACAUUAGGUCAGUCACUAGAUGUAUUUGUGAAUUUGGUUUGAAGGACACCCUGGAAAGGUUGGAAUUUUUGUUCCAUUCUUCACAUAACAUUCAGUUUACAGGGACUCAUAUUUUAUUUGUGCUUAAUGCUAGUAGGGGGAAGUUCAUUAUCUUUGGUAUCUAUCUGCUGUUGCUUAUCUGACCUUCUGUCAUAGAGGAAUCAAUCAACAAUAAUAGUCUUUGGUAGAAUUUUCUGCCAUGACAAGUCAAUUUUUAUCCCCGAUUUGAAAGAUAAAUUGGCUGACUGACCCCCUCCUCUCCUUCAUAGUAUUUGUGCAGAUAGAAAGCCGAAGAGUUACUUUUAAUCUGAACAGAGAUUUGGGACAUAAAUUUGAAAUGCUCUGGCUCACAUAUUCAGAGGAACUCUGCCUAGGAAGCUUAUUUGCAAUUUUACAGCCUGAAGCACAUCAUCCAGUGUAGGGAAUAUAACAGAAAUUGUUGCUGCCAGCUAACAGCAAUGGGUCUUAGCUCGAGUGGCGAGACCCCAGGCAUCUGAGCGAAAGCUCUUUGAAAUCAGCUGCUUGCCUCUGGCUUCCUGCCAUUCCAGUGCAUGAACUGAGGCUUAAUUCCAUCACGUGUGUCAGUAGUAAGUUCUUCUCUUUCACGUGUCCCAGCCCCUAGAGAGGGUUGUGGGAUGGUUGGAUGCUGCCAGGAUGCUUAUAGAUGCCAGUUUUCUCUUUAAACUGAUGGGUUUGGGACUUGGCAAAGCCAAUGCAGCAGGAGCUAACUUUACAGCCAAAUGCAACGCACCUUUAUAACAGGGUCCCUUGUCCCCUCUGGCUUCAUUUUUAUCUAUCUUUCUUUUCAUUUUGAACAGCAUGUUGCUCUCCGAUCCCUGGCUGGAGCUAGCUGGCUGGUAGGGGUAUCAUAUUUGAUUAUAUAUAUUGAAAGAGAUGUGUGAUCUUCAUUGCAAGUUUCACAUAUGCAUUUGCUGCUUUCCAAAGGGUAACAAAGCCGGUUGCUGUCAUCCUUCUCUUAUACCUAUUAGCUGAGGGUGCUGCUCAGGGCCCUUGCAGGCUUCGGGUGAGCAGAGUGGAGCUUUGGAUUUUUUUUUAUAUAUCUUAAAUUCUGAGCAUUUCCAGCCUAUAGUCAAAUCACAGUAAAGACUAAAUGGAAAAGGGAAACCGUAGGUUUUCCAAAUGAUCAGUGCAAACAUGUUGGUCAGUGGGGAAGAAAGAAACAUGGAAAACCCUGUUCUAUGAAAACAAGUUGCAGUGGCAGCAGCACAGGAUUUUCUGGAGUGUAGAGGAUUUUUCUUAUUCCCUAGAGAGAGCAGGUUUUCUCCAAGUCUGCUGGCUACUGCUCCAUAAGACCAAUUCUCUAGGAACAACCUUUUUUCGUGGCCUCUUGUAUCGCUUUGAAUGCAAGAAAGCCUGAGUGAUGAGGACUCCUGCUGUGUUCCCAGCUGAUUUCCUUCCAAAUGUGUGCCUCAGUGCCCUUUGGGCCUGGCUCACAGAAAAAUCCAAAACUGAGCUUCACAGAAGGCAGGCUUUAAUUACUCACUUAAAGGAUGGCAAUUGCUGUGGGCCUUGCUUGCUGCCUGCCCUCUGUGCCUGCCCUCACUCUGUUGCAGCACGGCAGAGCCUCUGCCUUGGCGUGGAUAAGGGGCUCUUCAGGCUUUUGCACAGAACAACAACAUGGCCAACUCAGAUUAAUGAUUUUAAGUCUUGUCCUUCAAACCAACAUUUUUUAAAAAACUUGAAUUUCUUUUAUUACUUUUUUAAAACAAAAAAUCUCCUGUGAAUGUGCUAUUUACCACUCAUUCUUUCUUCUUUCUUGGUUUUGAUUUGAAGCUAUGAAGCUUGGUGUCUGUGAAAAUGUUGUUUUUUCUGUAUUUCUCAGGAUAAUAAGCGGCAAUCAUCCCUGCCACAUAAAAGGCAGGAGAAAGGGGGAAACUUGGGGAACUAGUUUAAGUAUGAAGCUAAUUUUUAAGUUGUAGAUGAUGUGUAAAUCAAGGAUAAUACAUAAGACGUCAGUGUCAAGCUGUGGUGUUUCUCUGGGUUCUCAGUGUGUUGUUUACAAUACACAGAAGCUCAGGGAUAAGUAUUUAAAAUGUGACCCAGAGAAACCCUAGUUUUGAUGUUGCAGCAGUUGCUUCUUUCAUGACCUGUUUGGAGAACUGUUUAAAAACUGAAUAACCCCCCUGUAUAGGGAUUUGGGGGGAAAAACCUUCUGAUUUUGCUUGUGGGAAGUUCUUACAUUAAAGGAUUAGAUGGCUAUAUAAAUGGAUUUCAUUCUUAAAAUGCACAUUGCUGUUUUAUGUUGCCAGCCCAUAGGAAGGGGAAUCCUGGGCUCAUUUUGUACUGGUUAUUCUGAGCUAUAAGGUGGGCGUUGCGUCUUCCAGUGUGACUUGCUGGAGAGCCCGAAUGUGCCGAAGGUGGCCACAAAUUGCUGCAAAUGCUGGAACAGGACAGAGGUAGACGAAAUCGAACUAGGACGAUAAAAACGUCCUGCUGGCUGUGCUGCUGCUUCUCUUUGGCUGAAGCCCUUCUCUGCCUCACCCUGCACUGUCCCAUACUAGUUCUUAUGGGUAUUGCUGAAGUGUAAGAUACGAUCGUUUCAGAGAACUGCAUUUCUGCUGAAGGCACGACAGUCCCUAUGACCGGGACAGAUUGAUCUGUGUUUCCAUGCUCAAAGCAGUUUGCAAAUACCUCAUCUUUUUGCCUUGGAUGUUAAAUAUAUUACAUUUAGUGCUUAUAGAGAGGAGAAAAAUUGAUAUUUCUCACCGUGACAGACUCCCUGACAGCAGUCACAAUAUUGCUGUAGUCGAUCUGUCACAUAUGAGUCAGAGAUUUGAAUUUCCAGUCAGUACAACUUCUCAUCAAGGCGGGUAGGAUUGUAGAUUCAUUCAAAUGGUUUGAGAAGUACACUGACAUAUAAAAGUAGUUUGCUUACAACCGCUAAGAGCAUCCAGAAUGGCUGCGUCCAGACUGUGAGCUGGCCGAGCACCGUGUCCGGCACAGGGCGAGCGUGGCACUUGGCGAGAGUUGGCCAAUGUUCACAGGGCUAAAAACGCUUUCUCAGCAGUUUCACAGGCCAGGAUGGCCAGGAUGUGCAAAUGUGAGUUCAGACCAGUACCAUGCAAAGUGCUACUGAGCCCAGUACAGGCAAUAUUUUUCCCUCAAAAAAAAAAAAAAAAAAAAAAGGUGAGAGACUGUGCAGUUGACCUUUAACAAGUCUAUGUAAGAAGCAACAUGGUUCAGUGGAAGAAAUGCCCCCAAGGGCAAAAAGAAACAAAAAUUGAAACCAGAUGACGAUCAACCUUAACAAAGCCUUUUGUGAUUCAUUGUUUUCUUUCAAUUUAUAAAAUGUCUUGUAAUAGUUGAUAACAUUAUUGACUCAAUUUCCAUAACAAAACUACCUCGUGUGACAUCCUGUUUAUCAUCUCAAAGGGAUUGUGUGAAAAAACAGAAUACUGCUAGUGUUCAGUGCCAGUGAAAAACACUGUGUGAAGGUCUUGCAUUUUGUUUCUGUUGCUGUGAGGUGUGGCUGGGUUGCUGCAGAAGUGUUUCAAUGUGCAGGUGACAUUUUGGACUCUGUGUCCAACCUGGACCACCAGCUGCUGCAGGAGAGGCUCCUCAGCUGAGCAUGCCAUGAAGGAGCUCCCACAGCAAUGUUCCACCAACCAGUGGCACCCCAGUGGCUACCAUGGUCAUGAGCCACUGUUGGCCUGAUGGCCGGGGCUGUGUGUGCCCACGUAGCAGAGAGCCAGGAUUGGGGAUCCAGCAGGAGCUCCUGGACCUCUCUGCUGUGGCUGUGCUUGGAAGGGCCUGGCAGGACUGAGCUCAAGCAUUGCCCUCCAGGCAUGGAUGGCAUGCACCUCCAGGCGUGGACCGCAUGGUGCAGGUGCAGCUUUCUGCUUUUUCACUGGUGCCCCUCAAACACAGACCAGGUCCCAGCUCUGCACUUUGGCAGAUGUGGUGCAGAAGCUGUGUUUACAGCCCAGGAUUUCCACAGUCCUUGUGCGUGUACCCUAGGUCUAGCCAUGCUUUACAGCCCAAGGGGAACACUGGUCCAGUAUACUCCCUUGUGUUUAUAUAGGUUCAUUGCUGGUUUAUGGGACAUCUCCAAAAUUGGCUUGUGCCCAGUCUUGGGUCCUUCAGCAGAUGUUCCACUUGAUGUUUUCUCUCUGUAAAACAUUUCGUUUUUCCCAUGAUCCCUUGAUUAAAUCAGGGAAGCAGGAUGUUGCCUCAGCAUAACAAACAGUGAACGUUUAGCUAUUACGUUUACCGUGUUGGAGCGGGAGCCUGGACGGGUUAGCUUGGGCAGUGGCUGCUGCUCUUCUUCCAUCUGUCCUGGCUGCAGCUUGCGGCAGAGGCAGCUGGUCACGCUGGACAUCUUGGGAGCUGCUGCAAUGCUGUGACCACAUGAAUGUUCCCGUGUGCGGCUGCAGGAGCCGGGGCGGCCCCGGGUCCUGCCUGGCCUGUCUCUGCUCUGCUGCUCUGCUCUGCGACUUGACUACCUGUGGAAAUGUGACCAAUAAGUGUUGAACGCAUGUUUAGCGAGUGUUAGCUAUAUGAACUAAUAAAUGUGAAUUGUUCUGCA